GGCAGCGGUUGGAGUUAAGGCCUAAACAAAAUGAAGCAACAAUUGUUUAUAACGUUGGUAGUGUUCGCGCUCGUGCUAAAUGCACAAGCUAAGCCCAAUGGCAAAACUAGCCGAAUUCCUGAUUUUGUCAAGAUAUGUUAUCGUGACUCCCCGGAUAUAAACACCUGUGCCCGUGAGUCCUUCAACACGCUUAAGCCGCGUCUUAUGAAGGGCAUACCAGAACUUUUCAUACCACCAAUGGAACCGCUGGUUGUGCCAGAGAUCAAAAUGGAUCAGGACUCCGGCGCUAUUUAUCUUCACUCUAUAUAUAAGAACAUGAAAAUAACUGGCAUGUCUAAGCAUACUUUGAACGAUCUUACCAUUACGCCCAGUAAUUUAAAGUUCAUGGUUUCGAUGACAUUCCCUAAGCUGCAUCUGGAAUCGCAGUACAGCAUUAAGGGCAAAAUCAUGAUGAUGCCACUGAUGGGCGAUGGACACUGUACUAUUGACAUCAGCAAUUUAUCAAUGAAAACGGAGCUGUUCGGCCAGGAGUACCAGAAGAACGGUGCCACAUACUUGAAGAUCAAGGAUAUCAAGGUCAAAUAUGAGCUAUCGACUGUGCACAUGCAUCUGGAUAAUCUUUUCAAUGGUGACAAGGCGCUGGGCGAUCGUAUGAACACUUUCCUUAACGAAAACUGGAAGUCACUGGCCGAGGAAGUGCGUCCACUUAUGACAAAGGCACUGAUUGACAUACUACGUGCCUCCAUAGACAAACUGUUUGAUUCCUUCAGCUACGAUGAGCUGCUGCCCAAGCUAAAGAAAUAAGCAGCUAGUUAUUUAAAUACUAUAGUUUAUUUAAUCAUAGAUUUCAGUAUAAAUGCAAAAUAUUAUUA
Molecule: messenger RNA, 872 nt
Organism: Drosophila busckii
Lineage: Eukaryota; Metazoa; Arthropoda; Insecta; Diptera; Drosophilidae
Gene: Jhbp5
Product: protein takeout
Exons: 3
Coding region: 31-804 (257 amino acids)
Source: RefSeq, a predicted model, not a curated record